This is a messenger RNA of Polistes dominula (European paper wasp), 1937 nucleotides long. Its product is annotated as double-stranded RNA-specific editase Adar. Gene Ontology annotation, molecular function: double-stranded RNA binding; adenosine deaminase activity; double-stranded RNA adenosine deaminase activity. The record is from RefSeq and is a predicted model, not a curated record. Lineage: Eukaryota; Metazoa; Arthropoda; Insecta; Hymenoptera; Vespidae. Gene Ontology annotation, biological process: adenosine to inosine editing; RNA processing. Gene Ontology annotation, cellular component: nucleolus; cytoplasm.
UUCAUACAGUUUUGUACAAUAUCUUUGAGCGAAUUAAUUUCUCUUUUAUUCCUUCAGCAGAUGUACCUAAACCAAAGGAGGAUCAAAAAAAUCCACAGCCAAAAGAUGUGAUAUGCACUUUAUAUGAAUUAAAAACUAAAGUGGUAUUCAAGAUGGUUGGUGAAACUGUUCCUAUAUUUACCAUCGCAGUAGAGGUAGAUGGAAAAACUUAUGAGGGUAAAGGACGUACCAAAAAGAUGGCUAAACAUGCUGCCGCUGAACUUGCUUUAAGAGAUAUAAUGCAAUUUCGUAAUGCACAAGAAAUAUACCAAGAUAAUAAUACUUUUACCAGCAAUGUUACAGGAAGAGAUAAUCAUUUUGUAAAUGUUGCUCAUGAGUUAUCUAAUAUUUCAAAUUUUGGUUACUGGCAAGAACAAAUGACUUUGCCACAAAUCUUGGCAGAUAAAAUAGGAAAAAUGGUAAAUCAAAAAUUCACUGAACUUACACGUAAUAAGUCACGAUAUGCUCGAUACAAAGUAUUAGCUGGUAUAGUGCAAACAAAUAAAUCGGAUGCCAAAUUAAUAUGCGUCACUACUGGUACGAAAUGUAUAUCUGGGGAUCAUUUAAGCGUACACGGUAGGGCUUUAAAUGAUUGCCAUGCAGAAGUAGUAGCUCGACGAUGUCUCUGUGAUUAUUUGUACAAACAGUUGGAGUUGCAUACCCAAAAUCGAUCUGCUGAGUCUGUUUUGGAACACAUAAAGAAGGGAUUUAGAUUAAAACAGGGAAUUCAGUUUCAUUUAUACAUAAAUAUGGCUCCUUGUGGAGAUGCUACAAUAUUUUCUCCUCAUGAGGAAAACGUGGAUAAAUAUUCUAAUAGAAAAGGCAAAGGUCAAUUAAGAGCUAAGAUAGAAUCGGUAAGUGGUACGAUACCUGUGGAGAAUUAUGGAAGAAUUCAGACUUGGGAUGGUGUUCUUAUGGGACAAAAACUGUUGACGAUGUCGUGUUCAGAUAAAAUAGCUCGAUGGAACGUACUUGGUGUGCAAGGUGCACUUUUAAGUCAUUUCAUCGAACCUAUUUAUUUCCACAGCAUCGUUAUCGGUAAUUUGCAGGACUGUAGUCACGUGUAUCGAGCUGUUUGUGGCCGUAUCGAAAAUACUAUUCAAGGUUUACCAGCAUCUUUCAGGCUUAACAAACCAUUGAUGAGUCGAACAACUGUGUCCAAAUCUAGGCAACCAGACAAGAAGGCAUUAAAGUACAGUGUUAAUUGGACUAUAGGUCAAAGAGAAGCAGAAGUAAUUAACUGUAAAACAGGAAAGGAUAAAUUGGGUAAACCAUCUAGACUCUCAAAGCAGGAGCUCUUUAAAAAGUUCUUCAGCCUAUUAGGAAAAUUGGAAACAAUUGACGAUGCCGAUCAAAAUCAAUGUCGUUAUUACUUCGAUGCGAAAUCGUCGGUUCGAGAUUACUCUCUUGCCAAAAAUCAAUUGAAGGACACUUUUGUACGCGCUCAACUUGGCAGUUGGAUUAAAAAACCGUUUGAACAAGAUAUGUUUGAGGUGGAUAUCUGACUGACUAUAUUAAAGUAUUGAUGCAAACUGAACGAAUAGGAUAAAUUCUCAUUGUGACAUUUAGCAGAGUAUGUAGUUUCUAAUGUAAAAUAGAUCACUCGUUUGGCGUGUCAUCUUAUGGCAGAAUUUGGCAUCAGUAAAGUAUAAAUUGUACUAUGUUGAAAGCAAGGUAACAUUUUGACUUUGUUAUCGUACGAUUCAACAUGUUUUUUGUUUUUUCAAUUCAACAAGUUUUUGAAUUUUUUGCUUGAAUUAAAUAGUAUUCACAAAUGCUAGUCAAUUUUUGACAAUUUUAAUCUUUAUUAAUCUUUUUAACGCGACAAAAGAUGGGAAAAUUUCGGUUCUUUUUUAUUUAUUUUUAUAUUUAUUAUAUUUUUAAUUUUAUGAUACAAA